This is a messenger RNA of Chlorella variabilis, 1249 nucleotides long. RefSeq lists its product as hypothetical. The transcript has 9 exons. The record is from RefSeq and is a predicted model, not a curated record. Lineage: Eukaryota; Viridiplantae; Chlorophyta; Trebouxiophyceae; Chlorellales; Chlorellaceae. Gene Ontology annotation, biological process: tRNA aminoacylation for protein translation. Gene Ontology annotation, molecular function: tyrosine-tRNA ligase activity; ATP binding. Bases 34 to 1059 code for a protein of 341 amino acids.
CCCCAGGCAUCUCUGCUUGCGUUGCUGCCCACAAUGGCGGACUCAGCGCCGCCCGAGCAGCAGGUCCCGGCCGAGGCCUCGCCUGAUGUGGAGCAGAUUACUUACAAAAUCUCUGAGUUGCUGAAAAAGCCGGAUGCCGAGCUCACACUGGACGAGAAGUUUGCGCUGUGCCGGAGCGUGGGGGAGGAGUGCAUCCAGGAGGCGGAGCUGCGGCGGCUGCUGGAGAAGAAGCCGCACAUUGUGGCGUACGACGGGUUUGAGCCCUCGGGGCGCAUGCACAUCGCGCAGGGCGUGCUCAAGGCGCUCAACGUGAACAAGCUGACCAAGUGCGGCGUGACCUUCAAGUUCUGGGUGGCCGACUGGUUUGCGCAGAUGAACAACAAGAUGGGCGGCGACCUGAAGAAGAUCCAGGUGGUGGGGCGCUACCUGGUGGAGAUCUGGAAGGCGGUGGGCAUGAACAUGGAGCGGGUGGAGUUCCUAUCAUGCUCAGAGGAGAUCAACAAGCGGCCCGACGAGUACUGGAGCCUGGUGAUGGACAUUGCGCGGCGCAACAACCUGAAGCGCGUGCUGCGCUGCACGCAGAUCAUGGGUCGCAGCGAGAACGACGACCUGUCGGCGGCCCAGAUCUUCUACCCCAUCAUGCAGGCAGCAGAUAUCUUCUUCCUCAAGGCCGACAUCUGCCAGCUGGGCAUGGACCAGCGCAAGGGCGCCAGGCCGCGCCUGCGGGCGGCGGUGCACCUGCUGUCGGUGGCGAUGUGCCCUGGCCAGGAGAAGAUGAGCAAGAGCGACCCCAACAGCGCGAUCUUCAUGGAGGACAGCGAGGCCGAUGUCAGGACCAAGAUCAAGAAGGCAUUCUGCCCGCCCAAGCAGGCGGAGGGCAACCCCUGCCUGGCCUACGUGCAGCACAUUGUGCUACCCUGGUUCGACAAGUUUGAGGUGGAGCGGCCCGAGGCCAACGGCGGCAACAUGUGCCCUGCGCAGGUGCGCGACCACUUUGAGCACAACGAGGAGGCCAAAGCGCUUCUGAAGCAGGUCAAGUCGUUCAAGGUGACCAAGUGAUGGGCAGCUCCUCCGGCCCGCAGCUGGAGCGGCGGCGGCGGCUCACACCAGUGACAGCUCGCCCUGCCGUUCCUCCUCCGCGGUGCUCGGCGGUGGCGCGCCUGCUUCUGCUCCAUUUGAUUGCUUGACCGUUGGCACUGCUCAUUCCUUCGACCUCCCCAGCACCGUGCGUAACGCCACCGGUGGCUCC